This is a messenger RNA of Chenopodium quinoa (quinoa), 2051 nucleotides long. RefSeq names its product protein ABHD17C-like. The record is from RefSeq and is a predicted model, not a curated record. Bases 492 to 1640 code for a protein of 382 amino acids. The transcript is spliced from 5 exons. Lineage: Eukaryota; Viridiplantae; Streptophyta; Magnoliopsida; Caryophyllales; Amaranthaceae.
AAACUUCUGUCCAAUUUUUGUCAACACCCUCUAACCAUAAUUUAAAAUUAUUCUAAUCCAUCAAAAAGUAACAACAUUGAAUUAAAUAAAUAUAAAGUAAAAUAUUAAAUUAAAAUAAUUAACAAAAUUGCCAUAGAUAAAAAUUAAAUCUCCCCCCACUUUCUUACAUGUGACCACACUCCAUUGCCAACUUGGUUCUUCUCCCCCUUCCCCUUCCCUCUACUUUCUCUCUCCUAUUUCUUACUCCGCCGCAACCAUCGCCGGAAAACGCUAAAAAUCGUCGGAAAACGCUGAAUCCACCGGAAACGCCUAUGUGAUCAGAUUUUGUUAAAGUAAAGAAACCCACAAAUUUCAAAAAAAAAAAAAAAAAAGGUGAACCCCAAAAAAAGUAAAGGAAUGUCAUAACCCAGUUCUGAAUUUAGCCCCUUUUUUUUGUUAAUUUUUCUCAGAAACGAAAAACAGGGGAAGUUUAGAGAGAGAAAGCUUGAGAGAUGGGAGGGGUGACGUCAUCAAUGGCGGCUAAAUUCGCGUUUUUCCCACCAAACCCACCUUCAUACAGAGUCGUUAAAGAUGAAUUAACAGGUUUACAGCUUCUAGAACCUUACCCACACAGGGAAAACGUCGACGUUUUGAAGAUCCAAACAAGAAGAGGAACUGAGAUCGUUGCUGUUUAUGUGAGGUAUCCAAUGGCUACUUCUACUGUGCUUUACUCUCAUGGAAAUGCUGCUGAUAUUGGUCAGAUGUAUGAGCUUUUCAUUGAGUUGAGCAUUCAUUUGAAGGUCAAUAUUAUGGGGUAUGAUUACUCUGGGUAUGGGCAAUCAACUGGAAAGCCCACUGAAAACAACACAUAUGCGGACAUUGAAGCUGCUUAUAAGUGUCUUGAAGAGAACUAUGGUGCUAAGCAGGAAGAUAUCAUUCUUUAUGGUCAAUCUGUUGGUAGUGGUCCCACUUUGGAUCUUGCCUCUCGUUUACCUCGACUAAGAGCUGUUGUACUGCAUAGUCCUAUCCUCUCAGGCUUGAGAGUCAUGUAUCCUGUUAAGCGCACUUAUUGGUUUGACAUCUACAAGAAUAUCGAUAAAAUCCCAUUGGUGAAGUGUCCUGUUCUGGUAAUUCAUGGGACGGCUGAUGAUGUUGUUGAUUUCUCACAUGGUAAAACAUUGUGGGAAAUGUCCCCAGAAAAAUAUGAACCCUUGUGGCUAAAAGGGGGAAGUCAUUGUGACUUGGAACUUUACCCUGAGUAUAUUAGACAUCUCAAGAAAUUUGUAUCCAUGAUGGAGAAACCUCCUUCCCAAAGGCACAACAUCUCACGCAAAAGUGUUGACAGGCCUGAAAAUUCUCGAAAGAGCACUGACUGUUAUGAUGCUCCAAGAAAAAGCACUGACCGGAGAGAAAAACCAAGGAAAAGCACUGACCGGCCAGAAAAACCAAGGAAAAGCACUGACCGGCCAGAAAUGAUGAAAAUACAUGAGUACAAGGCCAGCAGCGUCAAUAAGCUUGAAAAAUUGAACAUUCCUUUUGAGCAGCUGGAGAGGUCCCGAAGAAGUGUAGAAUAUCAUGACAGGUCUCGAAAAAGCAUUGAUUUACAGUUUGAGAAGGGUCGACGUAGUGUGGAUUGGGUGGAUAGAAUUAGAGCCGUCUGAAGGUUUUCAGAUCACUGUAAAGUAAGUGGAAACAAUCAAGUUCUUGUGAAGGGAGGGGGGGCAUAAGAAAUACAGAUAAGUGAAUAGAACAAGCAAACUGGGGUAAAGAAAACGGCGAUUCAUUUCAUUGGAUGGUAUAACUUAUGGCUUUGGGAGUUGGUGUUUUAGAUCUUUGAUUUUCAUUCCAUGAGAAGUUUCUCUUUGGAACUUCAGAUUUGAUUUAGGAGUAAAUGUUCAAACUUCAUAGAUGUUUCAAAUGGAUAAGUUCUAACAUGUAGUACUUUACAUCAUUCUAAGGAAAAAAAUAUGUUCAUUUCGAAAGUCGAGGGUGUAGCAGUUAUUUGACUAUCAUGUUCUUGAAUUUUACUAUGCUUUUUUGGUACAUAGUAAAGCAUUGUUCUUACCUUUUGA